UCGAUACGAUAUCGAAAUUUGCUAGUAUAUAUUGUGGUUUUAAUCAACAGACAAAAUUUGCUAAAUAGGCAAAUUUCAUGUACCCAGAUUUUUAUAGUAUGUAGAUAUGGACGCUGCAAGCGAGUUAAAUUUCGAUAGCAUCUGCAGGACUUGCAUGCACGUAGUAGCUGAAGAGGAAACAUUCGCCGCCACAACUACGGACAUACAGUGUCACUCCAUCUACGACACGGUUACAGAAUACUGCACCAUGCGAAUCGUUGAUUUACUAUCAACCACUGCGCCGCAACUACAAUUCAUCUUCAGUGACGAAUUACCACAGAAGAUAUGCAGAGAAUGCUUACAGCUUUUACUGAGGGUCUAUCGCUUCCAGCAAAUGUGCAUACAAUCCGAACAACAAAUGCGCGAAAUAUUAGCCAAAAGAUAUCCAGAUGUAAAACUGAUUUUAACAGGGCUUUUGAUGAAAAGUACGGCAGAUAUAGAGGAGUUUUCAAUGGGCGAAGCCAUGGAGGGAGAAAUUGAGGCCGAGGCUGUAAAUAAUGCGCUGGAGGUGCCAUUGGCUAAUGACCCAUUGCAAAAUACGCAAUUUCUGAAAAUGGAGGAGUUCAUUGAUGAAGAUGAAUGCAAUGGGGGAGAUAAUACGCAUGCGGCAUUUGUUGCUGAAACAAACUUGUUUGAUCCCAGUUUAAUAAUCGAAGUAGGAAAACCAACAAGAGCUCAUGAAUUAGAAAGAACGAGUAAUGAGGUUUCAAGCAAGUUAGAUAUAGGUAGCGAUUGGACCAACCACAUGCCCAACUUUCCUGAUAGAAAAUCAAGCAACUGUAAAAUGUCUGAUAUAAAAGAUCAAAAGGAACGAAUAAACGAGGCCACGCCAACGCAUUUCUGCAACAUGUGCAAUAAAUCUUUUUCCCAGCGCCGGUUUCUAAAUAUACACUUAAAACGGCAUGAAAAAUGGGAGGAAAGAAAGAAUUUGCAAGAAAAGCCUUUAAAAGCAGAUCAGGGUUUUCAAAUUAAGUGUGAUAUUUCUGGGAAGAACUUGGUUGAUACCAGUGUAAUAAGCAAAAUAGGAGCAACUACUCAUGAAUCGGGACCGACGUGGGACGAGGUCUCAAGUUAUUGUACCAGCGACAUGCCCAACUUUUGUGCUGGAAAAGACAGCAACUGUAAAACGUCUAAUGUAAAAGUUCAAAAGGAACAAAUAAGCGAGGCUUUCAGCACGCCAACACAUUCCUGCAACAAGUGCAAUAAAAAGUUUUCUCAGCGCCGGUUUCUAAAUAGACACUUGAAACGGCAUGAAAAAUGGGAGGAGGCAAAAAAUAUGCCUGUAAAGCCUUUAAAUACAGAUGAACGUAUUCAAAUUAAGUGUGAUAUUUGUGGGCGCGGAUUCAACAAACCAGAAUCACUGCACAAACAUAAGCAGAACCAUACUGACCAACUGGAAGGGGAAGAAAAAAAGAUUUACGCCUGUGAUUUAUGUGAAAAUACAUAUAGUUCUAAGCGUACGCUGGCCUACCAUAAACAACGAAGGCAUUUUGAAGGAUCCUCUAUUGCAGCACCGACGCGCCUCGUAUGUGAAUUUUGCAAUAAAGGCUUUCAAUUUCGUGCCGGCUUAGUUGACCAUCUCCGUACGCAUACAGGCGAGAAACCGUUCUUGUGUUCGUUGUGUGGCAAAUCAUUUAAAUCGUCGGGCAGUAUGAAGCAGCAUUUAGUACGGCAUUCAGGCGUUAAGCGGUUCGAGUGUCCCGACUGCCCCAAAAAGUUUGCUUGCAGCUGCGAUUUGUCUAAGCACAGAGUCAUACAUCGCCUGGUCAAACCGCAUAAUUGCGGCAUUUGUGGUGCUUCUUUUGCUAAAAGUUAUCAGUUUAAGACACACCAAAUGUACCAUAGUGGCGAAAAACCUUACAAAUGCGAAUACUGUGACAUGCGAUUUGUGUUGAUGGACAAACAGCGUCGCCAUAUGCGUACUCAUACCGGUGAAAAGCCCUACAAAUGCAAGUACUGUGAACGCGCUUUUGCCCAAAGUAAUGAUCUAGUCAAACAUUUGCGAAAUCACCUUGGUGAUAAUGUUUAUAAAUGUGAGCUGUGUCCCAGCGCUUUCCGACUGGCUAGUGAGCUUCGCUCGCACUUUGCUUCACAUAGGAACGAUGAUGAAGAGACUCGUACGCGAAAUAUGCUGGCACUUAAAGAAGAGGAUGCUAGCUUACGUUUAAAUUUGAGAUCUAAUGGCUGUCUGAGCAUAACUAACGGCUGAAUAAGUUAAUUACUAGGGAACGGAUUUUUAUGACUUAAAACCUAUAAAAAAAAGCCAAAUAGGCAGGAAAGGGCUCUAAAAAUUACCAAAACGGCGAAACGGCAAGAAAAACCCCUUAAAACCGAAAACAGCAAAGAAUUGUUUAUCUAUUGCAUUAUUAGACUAUGAUCUAUUGUAAUGGAAAAAGGAGAAAAUAAAUUUCUGUAUAGUACCUAC
Molecule: messenger RNA, 2464 nt
Organism: Rhagoletis zephyria (snowberry fruit fly)
Lineage: Eukaryota; Metazoa; Arthropoda; Insecta; Diptera; Tephritidae
Product: zinc finger protein 708-like
Biological process (GO): regulation of transcription by RNA polymerase II
Cellular component (GO): nucleus
Molecular function (GO): RNA polymerase II cis-regulatory region sequence-specific DNA binding; zinc ion binding; DNA-binding transcription factor activity, RNA polymerase II-specific
Source: RefSeq, a predicted model, not a curated record